GCCACGACUCCAUGAUUCUGGGAUACUUCCCUUCCUCAUCCUCUGGCAGAAAAACAAACUUGGCCCCAAGUUCCACAUUGCAGACCAUGUCCUUUGGCAGCCUGCAACUGUCUCAACAGAGGAUGAAAAGAGAUGACAUUACUGAGACAAUUUCCCUAUUCUACUUGAAAAUUAAAUGCUCCACUCCUGUCCAAAAACUGUCAGAAAUUGUCAGAAGAGGCAAUUCUUCCCCAUGAAAUGCUACACCUCAGCCAAAGAAGAAAGAAGCCACAAGCCAAGACUCUUCUUUAUUGCUACAUUGUUUGAUUUGGUUACUUCUCUAAUAGGAAUUCCUUGGGGGUUUUAUUUGUUUGUUUCUCUCUUUCGUUCCGCGGGGCGUGCGGCGGCUCCUCCGUUGGGUUCGCGGGGGCAACGGAGGAACGUUCGCGAGCUGCGGCGGUUCCGCAGCAGCAGCAGCAGCAGCAGCAGCAGCAGCAGCAGCAGCGCUUCUCUCGAUCGGUUUUCCGCUCGACUUUCCACUCGCUCCCCAUGCCCCUUCUCCCUCUCACACUCACUCCACUCCCGUCCCAUCCCGUCUGUGUCCCGCCUCUCCCAGGCCGGCUGAUGCCGGAGUACAGCCCACCAGAGUGGAUCCUCUUUGGCUGCUACCAUGGCCAGCCAGCCACCAUCUGGUCCCUGGGCAUCCUGCUCUAUCACCUGGUCUGCGGGCACCUUCCUUUCCACACAAACGAGGACAUCGUCCGGGGCCAGCUCUUCUUCCCGCCCCGGGUGUCUCAAGCUAGUGAGGCGGUUGAUCUCCUGGGCUUAGCUGGAGGAGGUGGCACGUGUGCCUCUGUGCUGCUCUCCUCCAAAAGGGAGGAUCGAUGGGAAGCUUUUGGCUGCAGCUCUGAGCACUCCUACACGGAGGAGAGAGCGCAGCCGAGGAGAUGUUUCCGCUGGUCCCCGGCGAGUUGUGGAGGGAGCGGCUCAGUGCUCCCCGUGCCACUGGAGAAGUGGUGGCAGUGCGGUGAAGGUGCCACGGACUGGAACAGGGGAAACAUCCCCCUGCAGCUCAAUGGCAUCGGGAUGUCCCCGCAAGCCGAGGCACAGCUGGCGUGUUCUUCUGGAGCACCACGUGGAGCUGGGAGCACCAUCCUGGAGCUGGCCGCUGGCGGGGCAAAGCCGAGCGGCUUUGGCUGCGGCCCCUUCCUGGAGGACACGCUCUGUGCCCCGAUGAAAUCAAGAUGA
This is a messenger RNA of Vidua macroura (Pin-tailed whydah), 1227 nucleotides long. RefSeq lists its product as uncharacterized. Gene Ontology annotation, molecular function: protein serine/threonine kinase activity. NCBI's taxonomy places the organism in Eukaryota, Metazoa, Chordata, Aves, Passeriformes, Viduidae. Gene Ontology annotation, biological process: protein autophosphorylation. Gene Ontology annotation, cellular component: cytoplasm. The transcript has 3 exons. Bases 529 to 1227 code for a protein of 232 amino acids. The record is from RefSeq and is a predicted model, not a curated record.